This is a messenger RNA of Meira miltonrushii, 481 nucleotides long. RefSeq lists its product as uncharacterized. The record is from RefSeq and is a predicted model, not a curated record. NCBI's taxonomy places the organism in Eukaryota, Fungi, Basidiomycota, Exobasidiomycetes, Exobasidiales, Brachybasidiaceae. The transcript has a single exon. The coding region runs from base 130 to 426 and encodes 98 amino acids.
GUUGACUAUAGUGGUAUGCCUUUGUUCAGAUAACUUUCUUUGAAGGAUUGCUUCAUUGUAAGAAGGUGGUGCAUUAAUUUCUGUCAUUGUCAAUUUGUUUAUUUGAGCUGGUGAUUCAGAUUACAGAAGAUGUUUAGAUGGCAUCCUUUAAAUACAUUAUUCAUUUCAUCUUUCACCCCACUUAACACCGAUCGUGAGAAAUUGAUCGAGGCUGUGUUUAGCUGCAAGUUCAUUGUUGUUAUAUUUACACAACGGGCCCAAUCCUUUCUCUUAGCUUGUUUGUUUGGUUUGGCCGUGUCUUCUUUUCUCUUUUGUCUCUUUUGGCCGAGUGCUGCGCGUCAUCUUUUCCCGCCGGUUUACUCACUCUCACUUAUCACCGAAUUGGGCUGCCGAUUAAAUUCGACAACGCACGGCUCGCUGAAUUGAAUGGCAAUGCUUCAAAUACAUACUGUUAGCAUCAUACUGUUCUGACAUCAUUGAC